Molecule: messenger RNA, 491 nt
Organism: Saprolegnia parasitica CBS 223.65
Lineage: Eukaryota; Oomycota; Saprolegniomycetes; Saprolegniales; Saprolegniaceae
Exons: 1
Source: RefSeq, a predicted model, not a curated record
GAUUGUGCCCCUAGCGCGUACAAGCAUAAACAGGCCAAAGUCGUCGCCAGAAGUAUUGCGAAGAGGAUCGACCUGGACGCUGACGCCAGGAGUGUCCACGUAUCUUGAACUGGUCGGCUCUAUGGGUGUUGCAGGAUGCCACAGGAGCCUUUCCUGCCCAUCGCGUUUGCGUGCUCUAAGAUCUGGUUGUACGACACACUUGAAGUAGCGGACCGCUCACGAUGGGCACAUAUCCUGAAGCGACGUCACCACGAACGCCACCCGGACCGUGCUUCAAGGUGGAGAAUCUCCAAAUUACAGCGCGACGGCUCCGUGCGACUGCAUCAUACAGAGAAGAAAGGGGUUUAGGUCGACACGAUGAUGGACUACUGGUAGUUUAUGUACGAGCAAACUACGCCUAUAGUCGCCAUGGAGUGAUCCCACGACGUGCGAACCCCAUGGGUAUCGGUCCAGCAAAAUAUGUAUCCAUGAUAAUUCCACAACCUGCGAGA